AGAUAUUGUGCAAUAUUUUUAAAUGAAAAAUAAUCGAUUACUUCGCAAUAAGAUUAAUCGAUAGCUUUUCUUGGCAUUUUUAAUGACGUUUAAAUUUGCUGCCCUGUUGGUCCAGUGAUUUUCGUUCAACAUCAGCAAAGAACUAUUCCAAAUCCACAGCAUCACGUUAUCAGCAACAGGUUUCUGCAUCACACGUCUGCAAGGAAAGCAAAAGCCAAAUAAAUCCUACCUCUUUAAACCGGGUAAUGUAGUGAAAGUGCAAAAAAAAUAUUUCAGCCUAAUCCUUUGGAAUGCUCUAAAAAUACCAUUAAACAUAGUGCAUCUGGAGGAAAAACAACUCAGUGCCAAAGCAGUGUCCUUAGAUGAACUAAAAAUAGCUUAGUCCUAUCGCUAAAUUAAUAAAACGAGAUACAUAAUUGAUUCUUGGUUAUGAAUUCGUCCUAACCAUUUGUGCGCGAAUUAUUGUCAAGUACAAAGGUCAAUUGUACGCACAUUAAGUGGAACACAUACUUACAUAUCUCAUUUCAAUCUGUUAGUUUAGUAGAUAGUACAUCAUAGCAUGAACAAUUCUUAAUUGACAAAAAAAUAAAAAUAAAAACAAUAAAAGAAUGUCAGAAGCACCAACACAGGAGCGCAAAUCAAAUCCUUUUAAAGCUUUUCUCAGCGGCGGUUUUGGUGGCAUUUGCAAUGUACUCACAGGGCAUCCAUUGGACACCAUUAAGGUGCGUCUCCAAACCAUGCCACGUCCUGCGCCUGGCCAGCAACCUCUGUACAAAGGUACCUUUGACUGUGCUGCUAAAACGAUAAAAAAUGAAGGUGUAAAAGGGCUUUACAAAGGCAUGUCGGCGCCACUUACUGGUGUUGCGCCAAUAUUUGCAUUAUGCUUUGCUGGCUAUUCGCUGGGCAAACGCGUUCAGCAAACUGGAGAAAAUACAAAAUUGAAUUAUACGCAAAUCGCAAUUGCUGGCUCAUUCUCUGGCCUAUUGUCCACGGUUAUCACAGCGCCCGGUGAGCGUAUAAAAUGUUUGCUGCAAGUGCAACAGGCGUCUGGUGGCGAACGAAAAUACAAGGGCAUGUUGGAUACAGCCGUCCAGCUGUACAAGGAAGGCGGUAUACGUAGUGUUUAUAAAGGCAGCUGUGCGACGCUGCUGCGAGAUGUGCCAGCAAAUGCUGUAUAUUUUGCAACCUAUGAAGCAUUACAAGAUUUAAUCAAGCAAAAAUUACCAGAUUUGCACAUGGAAGUGUUGACAGCCAUAUUUGCUGGUGGCAUGGCUGGCAUAACAUAUUGGAUAGUUGGUAUGCCGCCUGAUGUACUCAAGAGUCGUUUGCAGACAGCCCUUUCCGAUAAGUACAAGCAUGGCGUACGUAGUGUUUUUAUAGAAUUAAUCCGCACCGAUGGUCCAAUGGCGCUCUAUCGCGGCAUUUCACCGGUUAUGAUACGCGCUUUUCCAGCAAAUGCUGCUUGUUUCUUCGGCAUUGAAUUAGCAAAUGCUUUCUUUAAAUUAGUGGCGCCGGAUUUUUAGGUUCCGCGGAUGUCCCAAAAAUAAAUUUGAGGAAAAUGAUCAAAGCUAUAAAUCUUGACGGAUGCUUCGAAAUGUUUCUCUAAAUCCAUGACUUGUGAAGUAGUUUUCAUAAAGAAGAAUUAUAUUCAAAGCAAAAGGCUAGGAUGCGGAAAGUGGCAUUUCUUUGUCUCUGAUGGUUUAUGUUCAACAAAUUAUAGCCCCAAGAGCUGGACUCGAACAAAAUAGUAGUUGUGGUAUACGGGCUAUGAUUCAAUUAGACCAGUGAAGUCCUACAAAGAUCUCGGAUGGAUACCUGAAGAUUGGAACUUAGGAAAUUCUACUCGCCUCAACGACUGCACAGUGAUGGCGAAAGUCUGUUUGGGAGAGAAAGGAGUUGGAAACAGGCGGCGAAACUCAGACAGGAGAAAUCCUACACGUAAUUUUAGGCAGGGACCUAACAACAGUUAUUGAUGAAAACUCUCAUGGAAAAAUUCACCAUGAAGAA
Messenger RNA from Rhagoletis zephyria (snowberry fruit fly), 2007 nucleotides. RefSeq names its product congested-like trachea protein. Gene Ontology annotation, molecular function: O-acyl-L-carnitine transmembrane transporter activity. The record is from RefSeq and is a predicted model, not a curated record. Gene Ontology annotation, cellular component: mitochondrial envelope. NCBI's taxonomy places the organism in Eukaryota, Metazoa, Arthropoda, Insecta, Diptera, Tephritidae. Gene Ontology annotation, biological process: mitochondrial transport; carnitine transmembrane transport.